GUGUUUCUUUCAUCUGAACCGGAAAAUAUUAACAAAUUAAAUUCGUCUCGCUUAAGGCAGUUCUAACUAGAAUCGAUAUAACAAGAAGAUGCUCAGAUAUAGAGGAAAGAAGAAUGUUAUAGACAAAGUGAAGGAAUUCGAUGCAUUUCCCAAAGUUCCGGAGAAGUACGUCGACAGUACGCCAGUCGGUGGAACGUUCUCUGUUAUCACUUUUUUUAUUAUACUGUGGUUAAUUUAUAGUGAAGUCGCGUACUAUUUAGAUAGUAAUUUAGUUUUUAAAUUCUCACCAGACACUGAAAUGGACGAGAAAUUGAGGAUAAACAUUGACAUAACGGUUGCUAUGCCGUGUUCGAACAUUGGCGCUGAUAUUUUGGACUCUACAUCGCAAAGCGUGUUCGGUUUUGGUGAGUUGACUGAAGAAGACACGUGGUUCGAACUUACACAGGAGCAGCAAGACGCAUUCGGAGCUGUUAAAUACUUAAACUCAUAUUUAAGGGAAGAAUACCACUCAAUAUGGCAAUUAUUAUGGAAAAAGGGUCAUGGAUCUGUUCGAGCUAUUGUUCCGGCUAGGAAAACGAAGCCAAAUCGAAGACCAGACGCAUGCAGACUACAUGGUAUACUUACUUUGAACAAAGUAGCUGGUAAUUUUCAUGUGACGGCUGGGAAAAGUUUGCAUUUGCCCCGUGGACAUAUUCACUUGAACAUGUUAUUUGAUGACACACCUCAGAACUUCAGUCAUAGAAUACACAGACUUAGCUUUGGGAGUCCGGCUAAUGGAAUAAUAUACCCGCUCGAAGGUGAUGAGAAGAUAACAACGGAUGAAAAUAUGUUGUAUCAGUAUUUUAUUGAAGUUGUACCAACAGAUGUAGAUACAGCGUUUGAAUCUAUCAAGACUUAUCAGUACUCAGUUAAAGAGUUAGAAAGACCGAUCAGCCAUUUGACAGGUUCUCAUGGUGUACCGGGGAUUUUCUUUAAAUAUGAUAUGGCUGCAUUAAAAAUUUACGUUUACCAAGAGAGAGAAAACUUUCUUCAGUUUAUGUUAAGACUGUUCUCUAUUAUAGGUGGUAUUUACAUUAUCGUAGGUUGCUUUAAUGCUCUAGUGUUGAAAGUACAAAAUAUAUUUAUUAAGAAAGCGGCACCAUCUGUGUUGAACCAUACGCAGAUGUUUGAAAAGAGACCGGUUCAGUUGAAUCCGUUGCUGAUACAGACGGACCUAAAUGUUCCUUUAGGGAUAGUGAAGCAAUGAUAGCAAAGAAUUAUUAGAUGUAAGUUUAAAUGUGAACUGAAAUUUGUAUAUAAGAGAUUCUUUUUGGCUGGCUCAUGCAAAGGCCAGAGGUAACGUAACAUAACUUUAUUCUUAAGUUGAAGUCAAAUAAUCAAAGUCAAUUCUUAAAGAUUACAACAAAUCUGAUAAGGU
Messenger RNA from Leguminivora glycinivorella, 1417 nucleotides. RefSeq names its product endoplasmic reticulum-Golgi intermediate compartment protein 2-like. Gene Ontology annotation, cellular component: COPII-coated ER to Golgi transport vesicle; membrane; endoplasmic reticulum. Gene Ontology annotation, biological process: endoplasmic reticulum to Golgi vesicle-mediated transport; retrograde vesicle-mediated transport, Golgi to endoplasmic reticulum. Lineage: Eukaryota; Metazoa; Arthropoda; Insecta; Lepidoptera; Tortricidae. The record is from RefSeq and is a predicted model, not a curated record.